AACUAUGGCGCCUUGCCCUUGAAACUAAAGGUUUCAGAAUAAGUAGGAGCAAGACUGAGUACAUGGAAUGUCGUUUCAGCGGCCGGGAUAAAGAAUCAGAGGUGGAAGUCAGGAUUGACUCUCAUCUAGUACCUAAGGUAGACAGGUUUUGGUAUCUUGGCUCGGUAAUCCAGGCUAAUGGGGAGUUAGAUGGGGAUGUUGGACACCGUGUUGGAGUGGCUUGGGCCAAAUGGCGGAUAGCUUCAGGGGUUUUGUGUGAUCUGAAGAUUUCGCCCAGAAUGAAAGGUAAGUUCUAUCGAUCAGUAGUCAGACCUGCUAUGUUAUAUGGGGCGGAGUGUUGGGCGGUUAAGAAGACUCAUGUGCGUCGUUUGCAUGCAGCGGAGAUGCGGAUGUUACGAUGGAUGUGUGGUAAGACAAGGUUGGAUAAGAUUACAAACGAAGUCAUUCGACGUCAGGUAGGCAUGGCACCGGUGGAAGAUAAGUUGCGAGAAGCGAGGUUGAGAUGGUUUGGCCAUGUGAGACGGCAGGAUGCUGACGCCCCUGUACGGAGAUGCGAGAGGAUUACGGUUAUUGGGGGAAGUAGGGGAAGGGGUAGACCCAAGAAGAAUUGGAAGGAGGUGAUUAGGCAGGAUUUAGGACUUCUCAACCUGACUGAGGAUAUGGCCUUAGAUNGGAACCUUUGGAAAACUAGGAUUAGAGUAGUUGGAUAGGAGCUCGGUGUUGUAGAGGUGGAGCCGGGGGUCUCUUGGAAACAGCCUCCCUACUUCCGAGUAGGGGCAAGGUCUGCGUACACACACCCUCCCCAGACCCUACUAUUGUGGGAU
This is a messenger RNA of Cuscuta campestris, 824 nucleotides long. NCBI's taxonomy places the organism in Eukaryota, Viridiplantae, Streptophyta, Magnoliopsida, Solanales, Convolvulaceae. The record is from the annotation of a GenBank genome assembly.